Molecule: messenger RNA, 786 nt
Organism: Suillus paluster
Lineage: Eukaryota; Fungi; Basidiomycota; Agaricomycetes; Boletales; Suillaceae
Exons: 2
Coding region: 1-786 (261 amino acids)
Source: RefSeq, a predicted model, not a curated record
AUGUCAUCCGCCUCAACUUCUGGUCUAUCGGCUUCCGUCACGCGUAUUUUGUCUCUGACAGGCUUUCCAAAGGAGCUGAAGACAAAAGACAUACAAGCUGCAUUCGCGGAAUGGGAGAACAUUGGUGGAGGCUUCAAGAUUAAAUGGAGAGACGACACGAGCCUCUUGAUAGUUUUCCAAGAUGCAUCAGUCGCAAAACGAGCAUAUCUCCACACGCUCGCAUUCCCUCCUGCUAUCCUUACUACCGGCAUUCCCGCUACCAUCAAACCGUAUGAUGGGCCUGACGCCCAGAACGUUAUUCAGACAGUAAACACUCGUGGCCAGCACACCGGCAAUGCUUCUCGUGGUCACAAUUUGCGUGCAGCCUCUAUUUCUGUUUUCCCCACUCGCAGUGCCAACAACAGUCAGAAUGGCAACCUGUUACGCGGUCAGAACGGCCACGUGCUAAACACUACUAUUUCGGAGCAUUCCCCGAGGCUCAACGGGCGUGAGCCUUCUCCAACACUCCCUUCACUCCCUUCUCAUCCCUCUCUGAAUGACCUCAUCAAUUCCGCCGUCUCACACGAGGAUCCUGCUAUUCUUCACGCGGAAGGACCACCCAAGAUUGGAGAUCCAGGGAAGAGAAUGUUGGGCGCUGCAUUGGGUGUGAGGCACCCUGCACUGGGGCCGCGGGUCAUUAAUGGAAGUCACAUCACGGGAGGUGCAGCUCCCGGUACCAGUCCCAGACUCGAUUCUACCAUGAGAGACAUGCAGAGGGUAAUGGGAGGCUUGACUGUUGCCGAGUAA